Molecule: messenger RNA, 1314 nt
Organism: Fusarium venenatum
Lineage: Eukaryota; Fungi; Ascomycota; Sordariomycetes; Hypocreales; Nectriaceae
Product: Chloroperoxidase
Molecular function (GO): peroxidase activity
Source: RefSeq, a predicted model, not a curated record
AUGAAGUGGCAUCACCUUCUUUCUGUUGUUUUUUGGACAGCCAAUGAGGUUUAUGGGUUUCCGUCUCAUCUUCACGGUGCUGUUGGACAUGCCACGGCUUCUAGGCUCUCCAACAAAGUGAACGAAGCCGUCCUCUCAACCCACGAGAAGCGGCUGUUGUUUGAUGCACUUAAAGAGCCCAUUGACGUGAGCGGCCAACAUGAGUUUAUACCUCCAAACUUCGACAAGGGCGAUCAACGUGGGCCUUGCCCGGGCCUCAACGCGUUAGCGAACCACGGUUACAUCAAUCGCAAGGGGGUCACAAGCUUGGUAGAAACUGUGGGCGCUAUCAACAAAGUCUAUGGAAUGGGAAUAGACCUCGCUACAAUCCUCGCAACCAUGGGCACAGUCUUUGUUGGCAAUCCUUUGUCUCUUAAUCCUGGUUUCUCGAUUGGAAGCACUGCCAGUGGAUCGAAUAAUAUCUUGGGUAAUCUUGGGGGACUGUUGGGAAAGCCAAGAGGGCUCAAUGGAUCACACAACAUCAUCGAAGGCGACUCAUCCAACACCAGGGCUGACCUUUACGCCACCGGAGAUGCCUCUACUAUGGUUCUGGGUCAGUUCCAGUCUUUUUAUGACAUGGCAUCGGACCAAGGCACAUAUGACUUUGACACAUUCGUUGAGCGAGCCAAGAUCCGCUUUGACGAGACCAUUAAUACUAACCCCAACUUCUACUAUGGACCUUUUACUGGCAUGAUUGCUCGCAAUGCUGGAUACUUCUUUGCAUGCCGUCUGCUUUCUAAUCAUACAAAAGGAAGCGUUGAAGAUAUCAUGGACCGUGCGACAUUGAGAAGUUUCUUUGCUGUGCAGGAGGAAGGUAAAAAGCUGACUUACAAGCGAGGAUGGGAGAGAAUUCCAACAAACUGGUACCGUAGACCUGUGGACUACGGUUUGGUUGACUUGAACUUGGAUGUCAUCGCUCUGAUUACUAAAUACCCAGAACUCGGAAGUAUCGGUGGUAAUAUUGGAGAAGUCAAUAGCUAUGCCGGCAUUGACAUCAGCGAUAUCACUGGCGGAGUGUUGAAUCUCUCAAAACUACUCAAGGGCAACAAUCUCUUGUGCUUCGUUUUUGAGGUUGUCAAGACAGCUAGUCCUAACUCUCUCUCCACUAUAUUCUCUACCUUAGCCCCCCUUAAGCUUAUUACAGAUACCCUUAGCUCUACUCUCCUGGAUUUGUCAUGCCCUGCCUUGAAGGAUCUUACCGUGGGUGGCGAAAGCCUUGUUGAAGGGAUAAAGAAAAAGUAUCCUGGUACAAAGAUCAAUUCCAAUAUCCUUUAG